Molecule: messenger RNA, 1445 nt
Organism: Poecilia latipinna (sailfin molly)
Lineage: Eukaryota; Metazoa; Chordata; Actinopteri; Cyprinodontiformes; Poeciliidae
Product: very low-density lipoprotein receptor-like
Exons: 4
Coding region: 430-906 (158 amino acids)
Cellular component (GO): signaling receptor complex; plasma membrane
Molecular function (GO): protein binding
Source: RefSeq, a predicted model, not a curated record
GAGAACCCCCUCCACGGCUCUGUGCAGCCCUGAUAACCACCCGGUACCGGUCCGGUACCGCUAACCGCUUAAAAAAAUGGAUUUUAAACGGACUGGGCGGAACUGGAAUCAUCCCGGAACGCUAUAAAAGGGCGCGUGGGCUCUACGGUUGUUGUGUUUUUCUCCAUUCGUCUUCUCCCGGUGCGCACGCAGUCCUCCUCAGCCGCGCGUGCCACCUCCGGACUAUAAAAGCUGCCCGCUCCGCUCCACAGCACCUGCUUGUGCUCGCGCCUGUUUUGGAUGUGUGUUUUCAGCCAGCGCGUGGACCGACCGGCAGAACCAUAAGGAAAAGCAGGAGCAGGCCAGCGCGAGCCAGGAGAAGGCAGGCAGCUCGCGGGCGCCCAGCUCAGCUAGCAGCAGCGACCGAACGGUGACUCCUCCGAACCAGAGAUGGUCACGUCCGCACCACGGAUCCCCCUCCUGCUGCUGCUGCUAAUGUGGCUCCAGCACUGCGGUACCGUCCACGGUACGAAGACGGAAUGUGAAGCCAACCAGUUCCAGUGUGGAAACGGCCGCUGCAUCCCGUCUGUUUGGCAAUGUGACAGCGAUGAGGAUUGCACCGACGGCAGCGACGAGAGAUCCUGUGUUCAGAAGACGUGUGCCGAUGCAGACUUCGUGUGCCGCAGCGGUCAGUGCAUCCCGAAGCGCUGGCACUGCGACGGAGAGCCGGACUGCGAGGACGGAUCCGAUGAGAGCGUAGAAAUCUGCCACAUGAGGACGUGUCGCGUUAACGAGUUCAGCUGCGGCCCAGGAACCACGCUUUGCAUCCCCAUCUUCUGGAAAUGUGACGGAGAGAAGGACUGCGACAAAGGAGAGGAUGAAGUCAGCUGUGGUGGGUGGAAGCUGCUUUCCUCAACGCCUCAGUAAUUAUUUGACCUUUGAAUCAGUCGUUUCCCUUUAAGCUGAACGUCUGGCAGCUGCAAUCAGCAGCAACGUGUCGACUUUUAGGUGAUUUAUGAUCCAGACGCUGCAGGAAAACCUGAAGAUGAGGCAUUCAGAGCAGUUCAGUGUUUUCUCCUGGGAUUGAACAAAAUGUCUGAAGUGCUUUAGAUUCACAUUCAAUCAAUACUUCAUAUUGAUUGAGACACUUGUUCCUUGUAACUUCAGCUGUAUUUAUUUUUUAAUGUUGGCUCCAGUGGCCUUUAGCAGGUGUAAGACGGAGAAUCAGGCUGUGAGCGAAGGGAAGACAUGAGGCAUUGAUUGGGACGGCAUGACGCUUCACAUGUCGCCAAGUCUUUAGGAGGAAAUACUUCGCUAGAUUGUUUUUAGUCAUUAGAGCAGGGGGUGUCGAAUGUCUUUGGUUUGGGACAAAUCAAGGUCCUAAAUGCUUUAAAGGGCUGGUUGUGCCAGAAUGUGUUAAAACCUGUUAAAAUACCAAUAGAUUCUUAAAAUUAAAUAUUACUGAA